UGUGGCUGCGCAACGCUCGCGACCAUGAGCUUUGACUUUGAUCCCACCAGUCCUCAGCAGCAGCUGGAUCCCAACCCUGACAUCAAUGACACGGGCUUGCAGUGGUGGAGCAACGAAACUCGAGAAAAUGCUGAGAGGGCAGUCAUUGCUGCACGGCAAGCUGACAUGGCACUGCAUGUGGCAAAAACUGCUUCAAACAUGGCCAUCGCGGCUGCUGGACAUUUGAUUAGAGACAACUUGUUGGCGAACACCAAGAUGUCUAUGCGAACCUAUUCCAAGCUGAUGAAAGAGCCGGAUUAUGUCCACUGGGAUGGCGUUCUGGGUGGCCGGGACAAGGAGAGGACUUUUGGUUUACAAAUCACAAACGAUUCAGCUGUCUGCCAUGGUGCACAUGGCCACAUCAGGAGCAUCCAGCACCACAGGCCAGCCAUUGCCCAUGGCCAGUGAUGGGGAGCCAUUCAACCAUUCAACCAGUGCUUCUGAUUUGUUACCAUGCUUUGAUGCUGGCAGGUGACUCAACCCGAGGAAAGUGGUGUGAAGGAUGUGAAUUCCACGAAUUCCACCCAGUCUGAUCUCCAGGAGAGUGUCAAAGUGGCGUUCCAGGCUCCGUUACUUUGUACCUUGACAAGGAAACCGCGGAGACGAGUGAGUUGCUUCUUGUGAAAGCUAGGCCCUGGCGGCAAAGGACGCCGAAGCCAAAGGCGCUUCAAGGGUGACCGCACCGCAUGAAUCGCAUUACGCGUGUCGUAAA
This is a messenger RNA of Cladocopium goreaui, 751 nucleotides long. The record is from the annotation of a GenBank genome assembly. Lineage: Eukaryota; Dinophyceae; Suessiales; Symbiodiniaceae.